AUGUCAGCAGUUUAUUCAUCGUAUCCACUUUUAUAUCCACUACGUUGGGGUCACAAUAGUACUGUUCGUCAGAUAACAGGGUCUAGUUCCGUUAGUUUGGUGUUGAAGGAUUCACAGACAAAAACCAAUUUCCAAACGUUUAUUUCUCAAAAUAUUCCUUCUCUAGCUGAUGGGUCUCAAUUUAAGUUAAAGUCCAUUCUAUUCACUGGGUACUUACAAACUCUGUAUUUGGCUGUUGCUGAUUUUAGUAAAGCAUUUCCAGUGUUUUAUGGAAGAGAAAUUAGAACCUUUUCGGAUGAUGGUAUUGCAUCUAUCGAUUGGGUAAUGAACUCAAGAUGGGAUGGAAUUUACGGCAUGGACGUUAAAACCGGUAACUACAAUAAAAACAAGUUUGCUGAGGAUGAAGCAAACACUCAUGCUGGAAAUUGGCCUCCUCUACAUCCACGUACCAGAUUUUUAACCAAUUCCGAAUUCACAGAGAUCCAAAAAGAUGAAAGACCGUUAGUUUUAGUGUUGCACGGGUUGGCUGGUGGUUCGCAUGAACCUAUUAUCCGUUCACUAACCUUUGACCUCUCAAGAGUGAGUGAUGGGAAGUUCAAUGUUGCUGUAUUGAAUUGUCGUGGCUGUUCCCGUUCAAAGAUAUCCAAUCGUAAACUAUUCACCGGUUUAUUCAUCGAUGAUAUCAAGGAAUUUAUUGCAGUUGAGAAGAAGAAACAGCCAAACAGAAAAAUAUACGCUGUUGGGUUUUCUUUUGGUGCUACGCAAUUAGCAAAUUAUGUUGGUGGAGUUGACGCCGAAAACACUGGUUUAGAGUCAGUUGUGUUUUUAUCAAACCCAUGGGAUAUGGUUGAAUCAGCAAUCAAGAUAAGAGAUGAUUGGUGGAGUCAUAAUUUAUUUUCUAAAAACCUAGGUCAAUUCUUGUUCAAGUUAGUCAAAUCAAAUUUCAAGGAGUUAGAAGUACCAAAUGGAUCUAAACCAGAACACGAACCAUCUGUUGAGCAUCCUGAUUACUACUCUUUUACUCCAGAAAACCUAGAGAAAGGCAGUCGCAUCCAAAGUACAAUUGAAUUUGACAAUUUAUUUACUGCUAAGUCUUUAGGAUUAGAUGACGCAUUUUCAUAUUACGCAAUUGCAAGUAGUUAUCAAAGAGUUAAAAACUUCGAAAUCCCAUCUUUAGUUAUCGGAUCCCAUGACGAUCCAGUUACUGGCGCCUUAUCAUUAUUAGAGUCAGUUUUCACUGAGAAUCCAAACGUUGUUGUCUGUGAAACAGAUCUGGGUGGCCAUUUAGCUUAUCUAGAUGACAACAACAACUCAUGGGCCACUCGCCAAAUAGCCAACUAUUUCGACAAAUUUGAAGAGUUGGUACAAUAG
Tetrapisispora phaffii CBS 4417 is the source of this 1371-nucleotide messenger RNA. RefSeq lists its product as uncharacterized. Gene Ontology annotation, biological process: medium-chain fatty acid catabolic process; medium-chain fatty acid biosynthetic process. Bases 1 to 1371 code for a protein of 456 amino acids. NCBI's taxonomy places the organism in Eukaryota, Fungi, Ascomycota, Saccharomycetes, Saccharomycetales, Saccharomycetaceae. The transcript has a single exon. The record is from RefSeq and is a predicted model, not a curated record. Gene Ontology annotation, molecular function: acetylesterase activity; monoacylglycerol lipase activity.